AUGUGCACGUCCCGGCUCUUCACCCUUGUCCUGGUGGUGCAGCCGCCCCGCGUCCUCCUGGGCAUGAAGAAACGCGGGUUUGGAGCCGGGCUGUGGAACGGCUUCGGGGGGAAGGUGCAGCCUGGGGAGAGCAUCGAGGAGGCUGCUCGCAGGGAGCUCCUGGAAGAGAGUGGACUAACUGUGGACACCUUGCAGAAGAUGGGUCAGAUCACAUUUGAAUUUGUGGGCAACUCUGAACUCAUGGAAGUUCACAUUUUCCGGGCAGAUCAGUUUCAUGGAGAGCCAACAGAAAGUGAUGAAAUGCGUCCACAGUGGUUUCAGCUGGAUGAGGUGCCAUUCAGUCACAUGUGGGCAGAUGAUAUCUAUUGGUUUCCCCUGGUGCUUCAGAAAAAGUUGUUUCGUGGCUAUUUUAAGUUCCAGGGACAAGACACUAUCCUAGAGCACACCCUGAAAGAAGUGGAGGAAGUUUAAGAAAACAGAAGCAUUCCACCCACACGCUGCUGCCCACAUUGGGAUAGAACACCCUGAGUACUACUUAAUAAGGGUCUCCCUUCUCAACUCUCCAGCAAAGGAGACUUAUCUGCCAGGUCACAGGGAAGUAAGGAAAAUACAGGGGUUUCUUCUAGCAGAAAUAAAAGUAACAAGAUUUUUCCAUGCUGUGAAGUCCCUGGCUGUGGUAUACAUUAGUGGUUAUGUGAUCACAACUAUUAAAAACUUAAUGUUAACCCUAAUUUUUAGGCUUUUCCCUCAUGGCUGGAAAUGUUUUCAAAAU
Phaethon lepturus (White-tailed tropicbird) is the source of this 772-nucleotide messenger RNA. It is a transcript of the gene NUDT1, whose product is annotated as nudix (nucleoside diphosphate linked moiety X)-type motif 1. NCBI's taxonomy places the organism in Eukaryota, Metazoa, Chordata, Aves, Phaethontiformes, Phaethontidae. The transcript has 3 exons. The record is from RefSeq and is a predicted model, not a curated record. The coding region runs from base 1 to 471 and encodes 156 amino acids. Gene Ontology annotation, molecular function: 8-oxo-7,8-dihydroguanosine triphosphate pyrophosphatase activity. Gene Ontology annotation, biological process: DNA protection.